Molecule: messenger RNA, 266 nt
Organism: Thlaspi arvense
Lineage: Eukaryota; Viridiplantae; Streptophyta; Magnoliopsida; Brassicales; Brassicaceae
Source: the annotation of a GenBank genome assembly
AAGAUUCAAGACCAAAACUUCAAAAACCGGGUCAAGUCGGGUCAGGUUGCGUUAUGUUGUCGGAAAUGAUGGAGGAAGGUCCACCGGCGCCGAAGGUUCUCCGAAUGAUCUACUUCGUCGGCGCCGGAUUUUUAUGUACUUUCGCGAUCAACAAGUGGCGUGAGAUGGAGAAGAAUUCGAUCCUGAAACAGCAGGAGACGAACCAACAAGGAGAUGGAGGUUUACUGAGUCAAACGCCUGCAGAUUCGGUUCAGAAAGCAAUGAAA